CAUAGUUUCUUCACAUGCAAACUCAAGCAUCUAAUCAGUCUUCAGAUCAGGCUGGAAAAAUUAUAACAUCUGGAAACUCACAGUCACAAUCUGUCCAAGUUUCCGAUUCAAGAUCGCAUUCUGUAAAUCAAAUAUCAAUUCCUAUUCAUGAGACUUCUUGUUCAGAAAUAUCUCAACAACAUACAGAAGGUCUUCUGGAUUCAAAUGUUACUGAUAAUAAAACUUCUCAGUUCAUAACUGUCACAGUUCCAGAUGGUAAUCAAGAAGAAGGAAUUGUAUCUUUCCAGUCAAAUGAAAAUGUUCAUUCUGCAUAUGUCCAGUACGUGGAUGGAGUUAAUGAAUCUUCACUAUAUACCACUAACAAUUCUCAAAUGACAAAUUAUCCAUCCUAUACAAUUAUUGGUUCCACUUCUACACCAUAUUAUAGUACAAAUGGAAAUUCUUUUACCUAUUCCCAGAUUGAUACACAAGGAGCAACAGUUGAAACACAAACUCCAGUAAUUAAUAACCAAGGUUGUAUAUCUGGAAAUGUUUCCAAUGGAGAUAAUCAUAUUGGGGCAUGUGCAUCUCCUACCACUGUACAAUGGUUAAUUGAUAAUUAUGAAACUGCAGAAGGUGUUAGUUUACCAAGAAGUACACUUUAUAAUCAUUAUUUAAGACAUUGUUCAGAAAAUAAACUGGAGCCUAUUAAUGCAGCUUCAUUUGGAAAGUUAAUUCGGUCUGUUUUUCUUGGUUUAAGAACUCGUCGUCUUGGAACAAGAGGAAAUUCAAAAUAUCAUUAUUAUGGCAUUAGAAUCAAAGCUAGUUCAAACUUAAAUCAGUUAAGUGAAGUAGGAUCAGUUGCCUUAAGACAAAAGUCUAUAAGUCCAAUGAGAAGGUGUAAACAGCAUUCCAUGAAGUCUGAACAGUUUGAUAAUUCUACAGAUUCUAGGCAGCAGUCAUAUCAGCAUUAUUUAGGAGAUUCAUCAACAGUAAUUCCAGUAUUUCCAGAAAUUGAUGUUGGGAGUAUUGUGCAAAAGGGAAGAAUUAAAGAGGAGGAAAUUCAUAAAUUCUUGUCAUUAUAUAAAGAACAUUAUGAAGAUAUUUUAGAUGCAGUUGUAAAUCUCCAGUUUACAAGAAUAGAGCACAUUUGGCAGACAUUUUGGCAAAUGAAUGAUUAUAAAGAAAGGUCCUUUGGAUUAGAUAAGAAUAAAUUAUAUAUUCUAUGUAAAGAAGAGCUCAUAAUAUCAUUUAUACGUCAAACAGAUUAUUUAUUUUAUCAAAACUUAGUAGAUGUAUUAAUUCCAAAUGUAUUGCGUCCAGUUCCAGGCAUUUUAACACAAUCAAUACGAAAUUUUGCAAAAAAUGUCGAAGUAUGGUUAACAACUGCUCUAGCUGAUUGUCCAGAAGAAAUUGUAAAAAUUAAGGUUGGUGCAGUAUGUGCUUUUUCUCAAAUUUUAAGAAGAUAUACUUCUUUAAACCAUUUGGCUCAGGCAGCAAGAGCAGUAUUACAAAAUUCUUCACAGAUACACCAAAUGAUGACAGAUCUAAAUAGAGUUGAUUUUCAUAAUGUACAGGAGCAAGCUUCUUGGAUCUGUCAGUGUAACGAAGAUAUAAUUGAAUGGAUUCAACAAGACUUCAAAAAUACUCUUCAACAACAAAAUUCUUUAGAACAAUGGGCUGGAUGGCUAGAAAAUGUAGUAAAUGUAGUACUCCAACCAUAUGAAAACAAAUCUGACUUUUCUAAAGCUGCACGUCAAUUUCUUUUAAAGUGGUCAUUUUACAGUUCAAUGAUCAUACGAGACUUAACUUUGCGCAGUGCUGCAAGUUUUGGAUCAUUUCAUCUAAUUAGACUGCUAUUUGAUGAAUACAUGUUUUAUCUAAUUGAGCAUAAAGUUGCAAAAAUCACAGGCGAAACAUCAGUUGCAGUCAUGGGCGAGUUAAUAGGAUUGACUUUAGCACCAUUUAACAAUUUUCAAAAAAAUGCUAAUUUAAUAGAAAAAAGUAAAUAUCCUAAUGGUGUGGACGAACUGGAAAUGACAAAACUAUGUAAAGAAAAGUCUCCAGCUUCUACAUGUGAUUCCAGUGGAAUGAAAGAAGUGUUGAACCAGUCCAUAUUGGCACAUCUUUUAAAUCAUUCACAAGAAAUUUCAAGUAAAAAAGUAAAAAUAGAAUAAUAUAUUUUUCACAAACAAAUUUAAAGAGAAAAUAGAAUCAUUAAAUCAAAUAUCUUUGUAAUAAAAUUAUUAUAGUGUUUUUACACAAUUUCAUUAAUAACUUUGUUUUAAAUUUAAUACAAAAUCAGUUUUAAAAACACUUUAAAACCCAUGGGCAUCUGUUUAAAUAAUUUUAAUAUACAUCUUAUGCUCAGGGACAGCUAUUUCUAAAAUAAGCAUGGGAAAAAGCAUCUUAUAUCAAAUUUAAUUUGGUUUUUGUAUAUAAUCAAAAAAUCAAUGUAAUUCUAUUAUCUUAAGAUAUGACAUGUAUUUUUAAUUAAGAAUUUAUGUAUAUGGUUUUUCUGUAUACAAAAUAAUAUAUAUUUUAAAAAACAGUAUAUUGUGAAAUUUAUAAACCAAUCUUUGCAUUUCUUGCAUCAAAUCUUGUUUAAAUUUUUACAUUAAUUUUUAUUCAAAUCCUAUUUAAUUCAGAAUCUUUUAAGGGUGUGUUUGCACAAUAACCUAAUGUAAACUUGUCAAGAAAUGUUACUUGUUGCUGUAACAGUUAUAGUACCAAAUAAGGUGAAAUUUCAAGAAAAUAACAAAGAAUAUAUAUAUAUAUACGUUGAACCGUUCGUAACAUACAGCGCACACAAACUGCAUUUAAGCUUCAGUUAAAUUAUACAGAUUUUAAGUAAUGAAUUAUAAUAUCUUUCAUAUUUAAAAAUUUAUAAAAUAUUAUAUACUCUUUAUAUUAAUAAUAUUGAAUACAACACAGAAUAUUUUUUAAUGUCAGUAUGUUUUUAAAGAAAUGAUGCCAAAAAUAGUUAAUAUAUAAAUUUUUUGUCAUGCUAGUGUAUUUGAUACAUAUCAUUGUCUG
This is a messenger RNA of Centruroides sculpturatus (bark scorpion), 3015 nucleotides long. RefSeq names its product transcription factor RFX3-like. Lineage: Eukaryota; Metazoa; Arthropoda; Arachnida; Scorpiones; Buthidae. Gene Ontology annotation, biological process: regulation of transcription by RNA polymerase II. Gene Ontology annotation, molecular function: RNA polymerase II cis-regulatory region sequence-specific DNA binding; DNA-binding transcription factor activity, RNA polymerase II-specific. The transcript is spliced from 14 exons. Bases 15 to 2156 code for a protein of 713 amino acids. The record is from RefSeq and is a predicted model, not a curated record.